Molecule: messenger RNA, 684 nt
Organism: Scaptodrosophila lebanonensis
Lineage: Eukaryota; Metazoa; Arthropoda; Insecta; Diptera; Drosophilidae
Gene: mRpS25
Product: probable 28S ribosomal protein S25, mitochondrial
Exons: 3
Coding region: 62-565 (167 amino acids)
Cellular component (GO): mitochondrion
Molecular function (GO): structural constituent of ribosome
Source: RefSeq, a predicted model, not a curated record
GCGGCUUAGUUUUUUUUUUGAUAAUAUAUUUGCGCUAAACUUAAAUUAAAAGAUCUGCAGAAUGCCGUUUAUGAAAGGACGCGAACCUGUGCGUCGCACGCUCAAGUACUUGAAUGCCGGCAAGCUAGUGUUAAAGGAGAAAGUGCGCAUUUUCAGCGUCAAUUACAAUACAUACGGCGAACAUCAUGCUGGCGCGAGAGACUUUGUGUUCUGGAAUAUACCACAGAUACAAUUCAAGAAUCCUGCAGUGCAGGUGGUCACAUUGAAGAACAUGACGCCCUCACCAUUUGUGCGAUGUUAUUUCGACGACGGCCGCGACAUGCUCAUUGACAUCGACAGCCGGGAUCGGGACCAAAUUAUUGAACAUCUCGUCAAAGUAGUGGGCAAGACGCGGGAGCAACUGGCAGCUGAGGCGCAUCUUGCGGAGAGUAAAGACAAUCCCGCGAAUUUUGGCUAUGGCUGCGAUCGUCAUUGCAUUUGCGAAAUACCUGGCCAGGUGACAUGUCCUGGCAUUGUUCCUCUGCCCAAUAAUAUGCGUGGAAAAUUCAUAUUUGCGCCGAAGUAGGACGCUUCGUACGGAUCGCACCCCCUAGAUUUUUUCUACCAACAUUUGAUUUACAAACGAACUAUAAAUAAAUAUAUUGUUAUAAAUUAAACAUGUAUAAAUGAUUACGUCAGACUGUA